Drosophila nasuta is the source of this 3804-nucleotide messenger RNA. It is a transcript of the gene Cht7, whose product is annotated as chitinase 7. Gene Ontology annotation, cellular component: extracellular region. Gene Ontology annotation, biological process: chitin catabolic process; carbohydrate metabolic process. NCBI's taxonomy places the organism in Eukaryota, Metazoa, Arthropoda, Insecta, Diptera, Drosophilidae. The record is from RefSeq and is a predicted model, not a curated record. Bases 339 to 3374 code for a protein of 1011 amino acids. The transcript is spliced from 9 exons. Gene Ontology annotation, molecular function: chitin binding; chitinase activity.
GUUUCAGUUUUUCAGUCCAACGUGCGAGUUCGCAGUUCGAGUAACGGUUACAAACAAACAACAAUAAAGUUGGCAAAGCACUUUUUACUCUGUGCGGCAGGAGUUGAAUUUGGAAUUUCGAUUUUUUGAUAGAAUUUCUUGUGUGUUUUAUUGGCAGCGCGUGCGCGACGCGCAUUAAAGGCCUCCCCAAAAAGGCUCCUCGAAAACAAAAACAAAAACAAAACCUGUGAAGUGAACAAAAUAAGAAAUCAAUAAUUCAACAAUUGUUUAAACAAUUUGAACAAAACACACAAAAUUCUGGAUAAGUGUGUGCGACGUUCGUUAGCUGAGUUUGAAAAAUGUUGCCACCGCGAUUGCUGCGAAUUGCCUUUGUGAUAUGCCUGCUGGUUGUAUUGCUCUCUCCCUCCACAGACAGCGCGCAAACCAAGACGCGUCGGCGCAUGCGACGACCAAGCACAGUUACCAGUUCAUCACGCAGCAGUUUGCUGACCUCCAAGAAGGCAACUGAAUCGCCGGUGGCCGAGAAGCGCAUCGAUCAGGAACCGGCCUCCACGACCAGCGUCGCUCGCACUCGUCUCCGCUCCAAGUCGAAGCUCCGCGGAGGUGCAGCUGCCGCAGCAGCCGCUGCUGGAGGAGCUGCGCUUGUUGCCAGUGGAUCUUCGCUGAAGGGCAAGAAGACGAAGGUGGAUGAUGGCACACCGAAGAUCGUUUGCUAUUACACCAAUUGGUCGCAGUAUCGUGUUAAGGUUGGCAAGUUUGUGCCCGAGGAUAUUCCCGCUGAUCUCUGCACGCACAUUAUCUUUGCCUUUGGCUGGCUAAAGAAGGGCAAGCUGAGUUCCUACGAGUCCAACGAUGAGACCAAGGACAAUGUACCUGGACUUUAUGAACGCAUGAUGAAUCUGCGCAAGGCGAAUCCCAAGCUGAAGAUUUUGCUGGCUAUUGGCGGUUGGUCCUUCGGCACACAGAAGUUCAAGGAUAUGUCAGCUACUCGCUACACUCGCCAGACCUUUGUCUACUCUGCCAUUCCCUUCCUGCGUAAACGUGGUUUCGAUGGUCUCGACAUGGAUUGGGAAUACCCCAAGGGAUCUGAUGACAAGAAGAACUUUGUGCUGCUGCUGAAGGAAUUGCGCGAAGCCUUCGAGGCUGAGGCCCAGGAACUGAAGCAACCUCGUCUCCUCUUGUCCGCUGCUGUGCCUGUGGGUCCCGACAAUGUGCGCGGUGGUUAUGAUGUGCCUGCCAUUGCCAGCUAUCUGGACUUUAUCAAUCUGAUGGCCUACGAUUUCCACGGCAAAUGGGAACGCGAAACGGGACACAAUGCACCACUCUAUGCACCCUCCUCGGACUCCGAGUGGCGCAAACAGUUGUCGGUGGACAAUGCUGCCAAUCUGUGGGUCAAGAUGGGCGCACCCAAGGAGAAGUUGAUCAUUGGUAUGCCAACCUAUGGACGUAGUUUUACCCUCGCCAACACCGAGAAGCACGGACCCAAUGCACCAGCCACAGGCGGCGGUCGCGAAGGUGUUUAUACCAAGGAGAGCGGUUUCCUGGCCUACUACGAAAUCUGUGAGAUGCUGCUCAAUGGCGCCGUCUAUGUGUGGGAUGAGGAGAUGAAGGUGCCCUACUUGGUGGAUGGUGAUCAGUGGGUGGGCUUCGAUGAUGAGCGCGCGAUUCGCAACAAGAUGCAUUGGAUCAAAUCGAAUGGCUUUGGCGGUGCUAUGGUCUGGACUAUUGAUAUGGAUGACUUCAAGGGUGAGGUGUGCGGAGGAAAUGUCAAGUAUCCAUUGAUUGGAGCCAUGCGUGAGGAACUCUUGGGCAUUUCGCGUGGCAAGGAGGCCAAGGAUGUCAACUGGACUGCUGUGGCUGCUACGUUCGAGGAUAUUGAAGAGAAACCUGAACCCAUCAAGAUUUCUGUGGAUGAAAUUCUGAACAAGGUGCGCAAACCACAUGUGCAGAAGAAGCAACGCAUCAAGGGCGGCUCUAAUGCUGUGGAUACCAAUACUCGUCCCGCUCAGGUCUUCUGUUAUCUGACCAGCUGGUCUGCUAAACGCCCUGGCGCUGGCAAAUUCGAACCGGAGAACAUUGAUCCUAAACUGUGCACACACAUUGUCUACGCCUUUGCCACGCUGCAGGAUUACAAGCUGGCUGAAGCUACCGAUGAUGAUCCCGAGAACUACGAGAGCGUUAUUGCCUUGCGUGACACGAAUCCCGAUCUGCAAAUCUUGUUGGCCAUUGGCGGUUGGGCCUUUGGUUCCACGCCCUUCAAGGAGCUCACCUCGAACGUGUUCCGCAUGAAUCAGUUCGUCUACGAAGCCAUCGAUUUUCUGCGUGAUUACAAAUUCAACGGCUUGGACGUCGAUUGGGAGUAUCCACGUGGUGCUGAGGAUCGUGUUGCCUAUGUGAAUCUGCUCAAGGAAUUGCGUGUGGCUUUCGAGGGCGAAGCCAAGUCAUCGGGAUUGCCACGUCUCCUGCUCACAGCUGCUGUGCCCGCUUCCUUCGAAGCCAUUGCUGCUGGCUAUGAUGUGCCCGAGAUCUCCAAAUAUCUGGACUUUAUCAAUGUGAUGACCUACGAUUUCCACGGUCAAUGGGAGCGCACUGUGGGCCACAAUUCGCCGCUGUUUGCUUUGGAAUCCGCCACCGGUUACCAGAAGAAACUGACUGUGGAUUACAGCGCACGCGAGUGGGUGAAACAAGGUGCACCCAAGGAGAAGCUAUUGAUUGGCAUGCCCACCUAUGGACGUAGCUUUGAGCUGGUCAAUGAGACGCAAUUCGACAUUGGUUCACCAUCUUCGGGUGGCGGCAAGACGGGCAAGUUUACCAACGAGGCGGGCUUCCUCAGCUACUACGAAGUGUGCACUUUCCUGGCAGCAGACAACACCACAUUGGUGUGGGAUUCGGAGCAGCAGGUGCCCUUCGCCUACAGAGGCAAUCAGUGGGUGGGCUUCGACGAUGAACGUUCACUCAAGACAAAGACCGAAUGGCUUAAGGAGCAAGGCUUUGGCGGCAUUAUGGUGUGGUCUAUUGACAUGGAUGAUUUCUCUGGACGCUGCGGCAGCGGCAAGUAUCCUCUGUUGAAUGCGCUCAGUGAGGAACUCAAGGAUUACAAAGUGGCGUUGGAAUACGAUGGACCCUACGAGUCCCAUGGACCACGUGGAGCUUACACGACAAAGGAUCCUCAUGACGUUACCUGCGCGGAGGAGGAUGGUCACAUUAGCUACCACAAGGAUUGGGCCGACUGCACACAUUACUAUAUGUGCGAGGGUGAGCGCAAGCAUCACAUGCCAUGUCCUGCCAACCUGGUCUUCAAUCCCCAGGAGAAUGUGUGCGAUUGGCCCGAAAACGUUGAGGGCUGCCACGCACCAACGGAGGCGCCUGCCUAAGAAUGGACUGUAAUGCAAGUCCUUAGGCACUUCUUUUGUAAAGCUCCCAUUUGCAAGUUGUUAAUACGAGUACGAGUACGAGAGAGUAUAUAAUAUUCAACAAACAAAAAAAACAAACGAUGCCCUAGUUUUAGUUUUGAAAUUGCUGCCCCAACCAACCCCUCCCGCCCACACUAACUCGACAAAAACAAAAAACAAAUACUCAAAAUCAGCUGAAUUUUUUGUACUACAAAUGUAAGCUUAAUUAAACAUAUAUUUAGCGUUUAAGUAGUUUUUAUGUUUUAGCUAAAAGUGAAUGCACAACUUUUAUGUAGUUGCCUCCUCUAACAAAAAACGAAAACAAAACAAGAAACAAAAACAAAAUGAACACAGCUUUCGCAUUUCCUUCCGUUUCGAUAAACACAAUUAUUAUAAACAAAAAACAAAACAA